CCAAUUGGCAGUUCCCUCUCUCGGGAAUGAAGGAUAAAAGUCAGAAAACAACUGAAGAGCCUUAGGGAAAUGAGAUUGCCUAGAAGUGGGAUGGAAAUGCAGGGGAAGGUGAAGUCAGACUAUCCAGGACAAAGCUCUUAUUCCUGGAUUUUUGAAGAAAAGGGAACGAGGUGAACUAGUUGCCAGGACAACGGACUGUUGGGGCAAGGAAAUGGGAGACCUGUGGUUGCUCCUGCUCCUGCCCCUGUCCCUGGCAGGCUUCCAUGGGGUCAAAGGCUGCUUGGAAUGUGACCCCAAAUUUGCAGAAGAUAUUGGGUUCUUGCUGGCAGAGAUUGUACCCUCAGAAGUCCCAGGCCGAGUUCAUCUGCUUGAACGGCAAAUUAAGGAGAUGAUCCGUUUAAGCAUCAAGGUCUCCCACAGGGACAAGAUGCUUCGGGUAUUGGCUGUUGAUGAUGUUAUCAAGUUGAGAAUAUGGCUGAAGAAUGAACUUUAUAAACUGGGCAAUGAAACAUGGAAAGGUGCCUUUAUCCUUCAAGGCAAGCUUCUCGAUGUCCGCCUAAACCUGGAAUCCAAACUGAAAGAGAUGUUAAAGAACUUCUCUGAAGUUGCUUGUUCUGAAGAUUGCGUCGUGACUGAAGGUCCUAUCCUGGAUUGUUGGACCUGCCUUCGCAUCACCUCCCCAUGCUUCAGAGGAGAGUAUUGUGGAGAAGAGGAUUCAAAGAAGGCUGAGAAUCGAGAGAUUGCACUAUUUCUGAUAUUGCUAACAGAAGUUGUGAUAUUGGGAAGUGCUUUGAUACUAUUCCAUAUUUGUGUGCUUCAUCGGAGGAAAAUGAAGGCAAUACGAAGGUCAUUAAAGAAAUAUUUGGAGAAGAAACUUGAAGAAUUAAUGGGGAUGACAGAUGAGAAGGCAAAGGAUGAUUUGGGAAUCAGAUAGUAAAUACAAUACAGGAGGUCUUUCACAAUUCUCUUAAGUGUUGACUCAGAACAGAAAACUCAGAAUUAAGCUGUUUUGUGGUCAUAAAGUCAUAGUGUUUUAAAAAACUGAAAAGGAGGUUCUCUAGUAAAGAGCCUUAUGCUAUCCUGAGGCAAUGGAGGCAAUGAAAGGGCAAAUGAUAUACCCAGAGUUGUACAGAAUGGAAUGCUGGUAUGUUGCAAUGUACAUAAAGAUGAUACACUGCAUGAUAAUAAAAAUGCAUGGUUGGUAACUCUCAUCAGUGGCUGUAAUUAGAGUAUUUCAGUUUCUAAGGCUGCUUACUUCUUUUUAUUUUCUUACUGUUUCUGUAUUCAUCAUUUGGUUCAACAUAGACAAUUUCUUCAAUAAUAUGUAACAAUUAAUCUUCAUCAUGCUAUCUCACACACACAUCCAAAAUAUUAGAUCUGAAUAGUUGAGAAUUGCCCAUUUUUCUCUAAAUCUAUGUUCCAUGACUGAAUUGGAUAUUAAUUUAUAUUCCUUUGAGUUGUUUCUACUGAAUACCUCUUAUAUGGAUGGCAGCCUAUGAAAUGCUUUAUAUCUAUAUCUAACAGAACUCUCACAAUAAUCUUAAAACUUGGAUAAUCUGGAUACUUUUAAUACAGGUACAAAUUAGUAAUAUUGACAUAGGAAGAAAAAAAUAACCCACAAUUGCCAAUAUUCUUUAAAGAAAUUUAAAUGGUAUGAGCACUACUGAAAAAAACAGCCAUGUGUAAGGAAAAACCUUGAAUGAUAUACAACAGGUUGACUUUGAUGUCUACCUGGAAUGUGAAACUAUGAUGUCUUCCCAGAUUUAGUGUCUGGUACUUCAUUGCAUCAUUUACUAAAGUAGGGAAUACAGGAGAACAAGUAAAUUUGAUUGAAAUGGCCAAAGUUCUGUUUUGAAAAUACUAAGUAUUGAUUUUGUUGUGCUUUCAAAAACAGAUAUUCAUUGACUGUUUGGAUUUACAUUUAAGAAUAUAGCAAGAAGAUCAAAGCUAAUGAAAUGUAUUUCGAAGCACUUGAACAAAGCAAGUAGUGACCCUGAAAGUAAGACUUAGAUCUCCAGAUAGAAGGUAGAGAAUUAAGUCAUGAAAGACCAAGGAUAGAUUACUACAAAUCCCCACAUGAUGGUAAUAUUUAAAUAUAACUGUUCUAUAUAGUCUUACUCCUUUGAAAGACUUUGAGAUGCUGACCUUGUGUUGAAGUCCCAUCAGCUUUAGGACUAUUGCUUUUCCAGUGUAUGAUUCUUCCACCUUAUUGUAAUUACUUUAUAAUAAAUCCAAGCGUGGUCUUUAUCAUUUCCAGAAUUGCCAGUAUGAGGAG
Lutra lutra (Eurasian river otter) is the source of this 2275-nucleotide messenger RNA. RefSeq names its product IZUMO family member 3 (gene IZUMO3). The coding region runs from base 212 to 934 and encodes 240 amino acids. The transcript is spliced from 7 exons. NCBI's taxonomy places the organism in Eukaryota, Metazoa, Chordata, Mammalia, Carnivora, Mustelidae. The record is from RefSeq and is a predicted model, not a curated record.